Morus notabilis is the source of this 3178-nucleotide messenger RNA. Its product is annotated as receptor-like protein kinase ANXUR2. Gene Ontology annotation, molecular function: transmembrane receptor protein tyrosine kinase activity; ATP binding. Gene Ontology annotation, cellular component: plasmodesma; plasma membrane. NCBI's taxonomy places the organism in Eukaryota, Viridiplantae, Streptophyta, Magnoliopsida, Rosales, Moraceae. Gene Ontology annotation, biological process: protein autophosphorylation. The record is from RefSeq and is a predicted model, not a curated record. Bases 244 to 2856 code for a protein of 870 amino acids. The transcript has a single exon.
UGCCCAUAAUACAAAAAGAAAAAUACAAGUUUCCUCCUAUCUUCUUGCCUGGUUUAAUCCCUCUGAUCCAGGUAAGGCUAUGAACGCCAUGGUCGAUUAGAAAUGGUUUAGGCUAACACACCAAAAAAGGACCAAAAAGAAAAGAAAAAGAAAAAGAAAAGAAAAGAAUCCCAAAAGACCAUUUUGACAUUUCGGCGUACAGGAAAACUUUACAAACUCUGUUUCCUGUACGCCUUGUUCUUCAUGAGGGACUCUUUAGCCAUGCAUAAUACCAAAACCAAAAACUUCAUGUCUUUUCUUGUUUUUCUCUGUGUCAUCCUCAAUGCCUUCCAUGGCGCGAAUGCGGACUCGGACUCGUUGAUAUUGGGAUGUGGCUUGGAAAAUAGUGCAAAAGAUGGAGAUGGAAGGAGUUGGGAAUCCGAUUCGAAGUACAUAACCGGAGGGAAUUCUGUUUCCGUUAGAGCUCAAUACCAAGACCCUUCUCUUCUCUCUGAGACUCCUUACAUGACCGCGAGAAUUAUCACCUCAAAGGCAAACUACAAGUUACCUAUGAAGGCCAACAAAAGGUAUUGGCUUAGGCUUCACUUUUACCCUGCAGUUUAUGGCAGCAACAAUGCUGAAGAAGCCUAUUUCAAUGUGAUUGCCAAUGACAUCACUCUCUUCAAAAACUUCAGCGCUUCUCUCACUUGUAAGGCCCUCACACAGGCCUAUAUCAUGAGAGAAUACACCUUAGCGCCGUCCACUUCGGAUUCUUUGUCUCUCACCUUUGAGCCUGUAGCGGGGUUUGCCUUUGUCAAUGGGAUUGAGUUGAUUCUGAUUCCAGACAUGUUCGACACGGUUACGGUGAUCGGAUUCUCCGACCAGACUAUUGAUGCCAAGGCCUCAAAUAUGCAGACCAUGUAUAGGUUGAAUGUUGGUGGGCAGUACAUUUCUCCAACCAAUGACUCUGGUCUAACCAGAACAUGGUAUGAUGAUUUCCCUUAUCUGUAUGGUGCUCAAUCUGGGGUCACAAAUCUAGCUAGUGCAAAUAUUAAGAUUGAUUAUAGAGAUUUGCCUGGAUAUGUAGCUCCUGCUGAUGUUUACAGCACGGCGAGAUCGAUGGGAAACACAAAGGAAAUCAACUUAAACUACAAUCUCACAUGGGUGUUCCAACAAAUUAAUCCGAACUUUAUGUACCUUGUGAGGUUACACUUCUGUGACUUUCACUAUUCCAAACCAAAUGAGAUAGUUUUCAACAUCUAUCUCAACAACCAAACUACCCAGUCUGGAGCAGAUGUGAUUGGUUGGUCAGGAGGAAAGGCUGUUCCGACGUACAAAGACUAUGCCGUGUAUGUCGCUGAUGGGAAAGGCGACGAGGAGCUUUGGUUGGCGAUGCACCCUGCAACGGAGACCAAGCCUGAAUUCUUUGACGCCCUUCUCAAUGGAAUAGAGAUUUUCAAGAUCGAAGCGUCUAAGAACUUGGCGGGACCAAAUCCUCAACCUUCAGAGAUGUUAGUGAAGAAUGAGCAACAACAGAAGACCUUUCAAAGUAAGACGUCGCAUGCCCAAGUGAUCGGUGGAGCUGCAGGAGGAGCUGCAGCCUUUGGGAUAGUGGCUGCAUUGUGCAUUGCCGUGUACCAGAGAAAGAAGCGAUUUUCUGGAACAGAGUCGCACACUUCUAGUUGGCUUCCCAUUUAUGGGAACUCACACACCAGUGGCAGCAAAUCAGCGAUCUCAGGGAAGAGCAAUGCUAGUAGCCACCUCUCUGCUACGGCUCAAGGUCGUUGCCGACGUUUCUCUUUUGCAGAGAUGAAGAAGGCCACUAGGAAUUUUGACGAAUCCAAUGUCAUAGGUGUUGGAGGCUUUGGCAAGGUGUACAAGGGAGUUAUUGAUGCAGGGACUAAAGUAGCCAUCAAGAGAUCAAACCCGUCUUCAGAACAAGGAGUACAUGAAUUCCAAACUGAAAUCGAGAUGCUUUCAGAGUUGAGGCACAAGCAUUUGGUGUCUCUAAUUGGUUUCUGUGAUGAGGAAAAUGAGAUGUGCUUGGUUUACGACUUCAUGGCUCGCGGUACUCUCAGGGAGCAUCUAUACAAGAGCAACAAGCCUCAUGACCUCACAUGGAAGCGCAGGUUGGAGAUUUGCAUUGGAGCGGCAAAGGGUCUUCACUACCUUCAUACAGGAGCAAAAUGGACCAUCAUUCAUAGGGAUGUUAAGACAACAAACAUCCUCUUGGAUGAGCAUUGGGUGGCUAAAGUUUCAGAUUUCGGUCUCUCCAAAACUGGUCCUGAUUUGAGCACUGGCCAUGUUAGUACAGUUGUAAAGGGUAGCUUUGGAUACUUGGAUCCUGAAUACUUCAGAAGACAACAAUUGACUGAAAAAUCCGAUGUCUACUCAUUCGGGGUCGUCCUUUUUGAGGUCUUGUGUGCAAGGCCUGCUCUCAAUCCCAGCUUGCCAAAGGAACAGGUCAGCCUUGCAGAUUGGGCUCUUCACUGCCAAAGGAAAGGAACUCUGGAAGACAUCAUUGAUCCCCAUCUGAAAGGCAAGAUUGACCCUGAAAGUCUGAAGAAGUUUGCAGACACAGCUGAGAAGUGCUUGUCUGACCAUGGAAUUCAUCGUCCCACGUUGAAUGAUAUAUUGUGGAACCUUGAGUUUGCUCUUCAGUUGCAGGAAAACAUGGAAGGCGGCUCGGGCCAUUCUUCUAGACGUGGGGGGAGCAGCUCUGAUGAAGGCAGUCUAAGGGACCAGCAAAACAUGGCCAUGCAUUAUAGCAAGCUAAGCCUUGGAAGUGAAAGUGAGCUGGGAAAUGAGGACUCCAUUAACGAGCAGAGCAAUACAACUGCAAUCUUCUCACAGAUUGUCAAUCAAAAAGGGCGGUAAAGACCACGUUGCUGGUUGUUAGAUUGUUGAGCUACCAGAGAGGGAUUAAUGUUUGAAAGAAAAGCCAUGAGAUUCAAGCAAAUAAAAACCUCCAGAGAUUUCUUUAUAAGCCGAUACUCGUCGUUCAUUGUUUGUACUAUUCCGUUUUGGUUUAUCUUUUUAUUUUCCUUGUUUCUUAUUUAUUAAUCUGUUUUAGCACCAUGUAUUGGACAGGAUACAUAAAUUCAUAGCAAUUUGUAAGCUAUUUGAGUUAAGAGGGAUUAAAAGUUUGUUCUGCCUGGUGUUCUAUAUGACAAAGUUAUAUUCAUGUACGUGUUAUCCU